Molecule: messenger RNA, 3497 nt
Organism: Cydia amplana
Lineage: Eukaryota; Metazoa; Arthropoda; Insecta; Lepidoptera; Tortricidae
Gene: Cb10
Exons: 3
Coding region: 60-3359 (1099 amino acids)
Source: RefSeq, a predicted model, not a curated record
CUUUAUAAAGGCAAGGGACCCGUGGCUGUGCCACAUUGUAAUCGCGAGGCUUCACUGAGAUGGAGCUCAAGUGCGCCUUAGUGUUGACCCUCGUGGGUGUUGCGGCAUCCAGUCCUUAUAAUAGCUAUGGAGUUAAGGGCGGCGCGGGGGCUAAAGCCGAUGCAGCAGCGCUAGCAGGUGCUUUUAGUGGCGCUGGAAACGUCCCCGCUGGUGCCGGAUUUUCGGGCAGUUUUUCAAAAUCCUCGGCCUCCAGCUUUGCCUCAUCGAGUGCUAGUUCCAGUUCAAAUUCAUUCAGCUACAGCGGUAGUGGUUCCUUUGGCCCGGGAGGUGCGGGUUGCACUUCCGGAGGGUGUCAGAAGAGCCCAGACGGUCAACCUGGAAACGGUAUUCCAGCAUUCAGUGGUGCGAACGCGGGGGCUAUAGCAUCAGCAGGCGCAAUCGCUGGGGCGUAUUCACCUAAUGGUGCUCCUUGCACUAGUGGUGCGUGUUCAGGUCAGAAACCCUCAGGCUGUCAAGGAUCUAACUGCGGUGACGCUACCAAAUGUACUUCAGGAAAAUGUGACACGCCAUCAUCAAACGAUGGACCAGAAGAUGACGGAAAUGACAUUCAUGUAAAUGUUGCUGGCACGGCCGCUUCGAAAACUACUGAAAAUGCUGAAGGAUCUCAGUACGACAAAUCUUCCGAUAGCUAUCAACCUUUCGGUUGUUCCAAUGGAAACUGUGGAUCGCCGUCCUCUACAAAACCAUCAUACCCGCAAACGAACCCUGGUGCAGGACCCGAUUAUUCCAAGCCUAAAUGUGAAUCGCCAAAUUGCAAUAGUAAUUAUAAUCCUCAGAGUGGAGCACAGGGUAAUGCAGACGUAACUGUACCUGCUAAAGAUUUGACGGCUCCGAAAGAAUACCCCAAUCCAGGAACUGGGCGAUUGCCUUUGAAUAACAAUGCUUACCAAAACGCCCCUUCAGCGAAUGGUAAAGUUGGUCAGUGCUCUUCCGGAAAGUGUGAUAAUAAACAUCCGGAUGUUGUAUACAAUCCCGCUAAUGGUGAUUCUUAUUCAACUAGUUAUUUAGGCCCCAAUUUCCCUACACAAUCGACGAAUAGCAACAAAGGAAACUGUGCAUCCGGAAAUUGUGGCACGUAUCCCUCUUCCGGUUCUAAUCCGUCAGCCCCUGGUUAUGCCCCGACAUCGGCCGGCCCCAAUGGAAACUGUGUUGGUGGAAAUUGUGGUAGCUAUCCGUCAAUCGCACCUGCUCCUGCAGGAGCGUAUCCCGGACCCAGCAAAGCCCCAGGCUAUUCACAAUCGCCUACUACUAAUGCUGGUUGCACUAGCGGAAAUUGCGGUACUUACCCUUCCUCUGCACCUAGCCCUACCGGUUCUUAUUCACAAACGCCAUCGGGCCCUAAUAGCAACUGUGCCAACGGUAAUUGUGGGAGUUAUCCUACAUCUGCUUCAAGCUCUGCGGGAUCUUAUGCAGGUUCCAAAGCUCCCGGCUAUUCAUCUGGACCAUCAGCUCCUAGUGGUAACUGUGCUAAUGGAAAUUGUGGCAGUUAUCCUUCUUCAGCCCCCAGUGCUACGGGAUCUUACCCAGGCUCCACAGCCCCAGGCGUUUUGCCUACGCCGACUUCUAACGGCAACUGUGCUAACGGAAACUGCGGCAGUUAUCCUUCACCUGCCCCAAGCGCGGGAUCUUAUGCCGGUUCCAAACCGACAAGUUUUUCACCUUCUGCCCCUAGUAGCAACUGCGCUAACGGAAACUGCGGCUCCUACCCUUCAGCUGCUCCAAGCGCUGCGAGUUCGUAUGCAGGUUCCAAACCUACCAGCUAUUCACCUACGGCUUCUGCUCCCGGUAGCAGCUGUGCCAAUGGAAACUGCGGCACCUAUCCUUCAUCUGCCCCAAGUGCUGCGGCAUCUUAUGCAGGUUCCAAACCCACAAGCUAUUCACCUACGCCUUCUGCUCCCGGUAGCAGCUGUGCCAAUGGAAACUGCGGCACCUAUCCUUCAUCUGCCCCUAGCGCUGCGGGAUCGUAUUCAGGUUCUAAACCCACAAGCUAUUCACCUACGCCUUCAGCUCCGGGUAGCGACUGUGCCAACGGAAACUGCGCCACGUAUCCUUCUUCUGCCCCUAGUCCUGCGGGAACUUAUCCAGAUUCAAAAGUCCCUGGUUAUUCAUCUUUGCCGUCAGGUCCUAGCGGCAACUGUGUUAAUGGCAAUUGUGGCAAUUUCCCCUCGUCAGCAGCCAGUCCCACAGGAGCUAGCACUUAUCCAGGAUCAAAAUUCCCAAGUUAUUCGCAAGGAACAUCACCUACAAUCCCAUCAGCGAGUGCAACUGCUCCCACCAAUUGUGGGACUCCUAACUGUGUCGGUUCUUCCGCACAGCCUAGCCCAGGAGCAAUUACCAAACCAAGUAUUACAUAUGCUCCUCCAUUUACUUCACCUUCUAACUCUGGCCCUUACGGUGCGGCGGCUGGUGCCAAUGCUGGAGCGGGACCUUUGGGUGUUUCUAAACCAGCUAGCGGAACAUAUCCCUCUUCCGAAGAAAAAUUGCCUUCUUAUACCGGUGGCUUCGGCGCCCCACCCGGAAUUUUAAAACCUAACGAUUUUUCACUACCUUCUAAACCUGCAUUCCCAACAGGUCAAAAUCCUACAAGUCAACCCGCGCACCCUAGCACAAGCGCCAUCCCGUCCACUACACAUGGAGUAGCUCCAACGUCUCCCACUUCCAAUUUUUACAAUAAACCUUCCUGCACAUCUGGGAAUUGCGGAGCUCAACCAAGUCAGUCUUCCCCUUCAUAUGGUGCUGGCAACGCGAACAAGGGUAUAGCUGGGGCUGCCGCCGGUGCAAGUGCGUCAGCCAGUGCCAACGCUGUUGCAUACUCAGGAGGGUUUGGCGGUCCACCGGGGCUUCUGAAACCUUAUGAUGAGGGGAAACUGGGAAGCAAACCAGGCGCUUUUCAAAACGGCCUUGAGGCUGGUAGUUUCGGCAAUAACGGAAACAGCAAUAACCUGAAUGCAGGAACUGGAAACCAUUCGCCUUAUAAUUCCCCGAAUGGAGGUGGAAGUGGAUCGCAGGCUGGUGCUGGAGCACAUGCAGCUGCCGGGGCUGCUGCAGGUGCAUUUAGCUCUGGAAGUAAUCAAGGUGGUCAUAAUGGAUGCGGUGGUGGUUGUGGCGGAAGUGGAGGCAGUGGCGGCAGUCCGUAUGGAAACUUCGCGCUGAGUAACAGUGGUGCGAUCGCAUCCGCGAAGAGUCUCGGUGGAGCCACCAGCGGGGCGUACAGCCAAGCUGGCAGCUUUGCGAGCAGUUCCGCUAACGCGCAUGCUUCUGCCGGAUUUCCUACUAAAGGAGGUUACGGAAGAAGAUAACUUUAAUUACUUCACGACAAGACUCCAUACAUGGGCAAGUAAGGCACCCAAGGCCUAUAUGUGACGACCUGAUUUAAUUUAAUUCAUUAACUAUAAUAAUUAUUUAAUCAUUAGGAGAUCUGAGUACGGACUUAUUGU